Messenger RNA from Schistocerca serialis cubense, 4838 nucleotides. RefSeq names its product protein roadkill (gene rdx). The transcript has 12 exons. Gene Ontology annotation, cellular component: cytoplasm; nucleus. Bases 564 to 1688 code for a protein of 374 amino acids. Gene Ontology annotation, molecular function: ubiquitin protein ligase binding. Gene Ontology annotation, biological process: proteasome-mediated ubiquitin-dependent protein catabolic process; regulation of proteolysis. The record is from RefSeq and is a predicted model, not a curated record. Lineage: Eukaryota; Metazoa; Arthropoda; Insecta; Orthoptera; Acrididae.
AUCGUUCUUUCUGUGUGCUGUCUCUGGCCUUCUCGCGGGACGAAGCUGGGCUCUGCUGGGUGAGGGGCGAAUUUCGCCGAAAAAUCAAUGCAUUGCGAGUUUGAUUCACCGAUCUGUGAAAUAAAUUCGAUGCGUUGUGACAACGUGCAGUGACAUUAAAUGUGACGGCGAGUGUACCUGUUAACAAAAAUAAUAGAAAGCUGCAGUUUUCUGUAGACAGCAACACGUUUCUUGUGCCUGUCGCAUCAUUUUUACUCAGAAGCAAAAUAGGGAAUUGUGUCGUCUGUCGACUGCUGUCGAUGUCAAGGAUUUCGGCGAGUGAGUAAUUCUACACGAACAACGAAAUUGCAGAUCCCUAGACGCCAGCUGACCUUGCAUCAAUCGUACUUGACCGAGUGCCAUCCGAUGAGAAUUGUUCUAUGUUCCGGUUAGCUAGCCGCCGCGUGAGGAACCUGCUGGGAGUCGGACUGUCUCACUGGCCCUAGCCAGCCAGGCCGCCGGUGGUGAGUGAGUGCUCUCCGCAGACGGCGCGGGUGAGCUCGGCCGCCGUCGCCGCCGCCGCCAUGGCAGUGUCCCGCGUCCCCAGCCCGCCGCCGCCAGAGGUCAACACGCCCGUCGCCGAGAACUGGUGCUACACCCAGGUCAAAGUUGUCAAAUUUAGCUAUAUGUGGACAAUAAACAAUUUCAGUUUUUGUCGCGAAGAGAUGGGCGAAGUUCUAAAAUCGUCAACAUUUUCGGCAGGCGCCAAUGAUAAAUUGAAAUGGUGUUUACGAGUCAAUCCAAAAGGUUUGGAUGAAGAAAGCAAGGACUACCUCUCCCUAUACUUGCUUCUAGUCUCCUGCAACAAGUCAGAAGUUCGGGCAAAGUUUAAAUUCUCCAUUCUUAAUGCCAAACGAGAAGAGACCAAAGCGAUGGAGAGCCAGCGAGCUUACAGAUUCGUUCAAGGCAAGGACUGGGGCUUCAAGAAGUUCAUCCGGAGGGAUUUUCUCCUGGACGAAGCAAAUGGUCUUCUCCCGGAUGAUAAACUCACCAUUUUUUGUGAGGUGAGUGUAGUGGCAGACAGUGUGAACAUCUCGGGUCAGUCAAACGCCGUUCAGUUCAAAGUGCCAGAGUGCCGGCUGUCGGAGGACCUGGGCUCACUGUUCGACAAUCAGAGGUUCAGCGACGUGACGCUCUCCGUCAGUGGGAGAGAGUUCCAGGCCCACAAAGCUAUCCUUGCCGCGCGGAGCCCAGUAUUUGCGGCUAUGUUUGAACACGAGAUGGAGGAGCGAAAAUAUAAUCGAGUAGAUAUUACGGACGUAGACCACGAAGUACUGAGGGAAAUGCUGCGUUUCAUAUACACGGGUCGAGCCACGUCGCUGGAGAAAAUGGCGGACGACCUGCUCGCGGCCGCCGACAAGUAUGCGCUGGAGAGGUUAAAAGUUAUGUGUGAAGAAGCCCUCUGUACAAAUCUGUCAAUUGAGAAUGCAGCGGACAUCCUCAUACUGGCAGAUCUCCACAGCGCAGAUCAGCUGAAAGCGCAGGCCAUCGACUUCAUCAACACGCACGCGACGGACGUCAUGGAUACGCAGGGCUGGAAGCAGAUGAUCCUGUCUCACCCGCAUCUGAUCGCAGAAGCAUUCCGAGCACUGGCGACGCAGCAGAUACCACCCAUCGGACCACCCCGCAAGCGCGUGAAGCAGAGCUGAAGGCAGCCGCCCUCUGGCGCCCCCGCGGUGGCGACUGUGACCGCGACCGCGAGUUCCGCCUCCGCCUGCGCCUCCGCCCCCGCCUGCACCGUGGCCGCCUCCGGCGCGGGGUCUCCGCCCCCCUCUGUCCCACCGUCUCCCUGAAAUCUCCUCCGUCACCGUAUGUUGUCAACUGCUUGGCUGGCAGUGUUCAGUUUCCGGACAAACUCGGAACUAUUCUCCUGCACCGUUUGUCGUACCUCCUUUACCUCUGUCAGUUUUUGGUCGAACUUUAUAUUUUUCGUCGUUACGUGCGUACGUAUUGAGGAAAAUGUGUGUCGAGGACCUAGCUUUUCACCCGCUCGGUUCUCGGGUCGGAUGGAAAGCGUGGCCCGGGAGAGAGUUUCUUGGAAAUAAGUUACCCGAAACAUUUACAAAUUCGAUAAGACAUUUUCUCGUACAUUUUCGUAUGCGAAACGACAGGAACCUAGAACCUAGUGUAAGUGGGAGUUCAGAAUUGAGAGAAAUUGCACUUAACACUAUUACUCAAUUUGAAGCUCAUUUUUGAUUCACUCGGUGACUUCCAAAUUGUUUUGCGGGAGCGGGUCGUUUGUGAGGAUUGUGAUUUAUUUGCACAUUCUCUUUAGUUGAAAAUGGAAGACUUUUUGUAUUUCCAAAAACUUCUCUCUCGGAGGAACUUCGCAGACAGAAGAAAAGUCACACGAAGAAUUGUUUGUUUUUGUGGAAAACAAAGUUGCAGAAACUGUACAAAGAUUGAUUUCCUUAAUAAAAUAUUAUUUUUAUUCCACCUCAUUUUAAAGGUAACACUAUAAGAGCAGCCUUUUCACUUUGUUUCUCAUUUAUUAAUGGAGUGAAAAAUCUAGUUAGUUUUAUUUAUAUGAUCUCCCAAAUUCAUUUUAUUAUUUUGUGUGCCUUUGGGCAUGUGCGCUUAUGUAUGUUAAUGUGUGGUUACUAUUGUUAAUUGUAAACUUGUUGUUCCAGUUUCUUUUAAUUUAAGAAAUAGUUUUAAUUUGAACUGGGUUUUCUGUUUUGUUUUUGCCCACUGAGUCUUUGCGGCAUCCUCUGUGAAACUCUUGGAAUUAAUGAGGAAUAGUUAACGGCUAACAAUUGACUCCCAGUCCUGUGCACCUCCCCACCUCACCCCCCCCCCCCCCCACCUCCCCCCCCUCCCUGCAGUAUUCUUUGCCCCAGUAUAUUCUUUCCUUUUGCUUUGACCUUCAUGUCUCGUGAAUAUUUCCUUUACACACAGAAUCCUGUUCCCUUCCCGUGACUAUCUCUUCUUAUUGAAGUGCACUUUAAGAUCUGCACUUCUCCAAAGAAAAACGAAAAUAAGAUGCAACUUGCAGUAGUAUUUUUAUGAACAAAUUUUAAAUGUAUCUUUCUAAAUCUGUUCUCGGAAUCAGAAAGAUAGCUAACCUAUUUCGAAACGAAAUGUCUGGCUCUCGGGGGUCCGAUGCGUGCAUUUGCGUGCAGUGUACAGAUUGACCCGACUGGGAAGCAAAUGUGAAUGUCGAGCCAGAUACCGUGUUCUCAGUUAAAUUUUUUGGGUACAGUACAGUGGACGAGUCGUGCCCGUAUUUCGAGGAGGAAUCGGUUUUGAUUUGAUCGUGCCAAUGUUUUCAUUUUUUAUACGGUAAUGUUUACAAACCGUGGUUCGUCGUAUUUCAAUUCACCAGGAAUAACUUGGGAAAACUUGUAAAUGCGUCGGAAACAGUGUUUUCGUGUGAUGUGUAAGAGGACAAAUUAGUGAUAACUGUUUCUUGUACACAAAAUGAAAACUGCUGGUUACGUGAUUUUUAAUCGUUUUACAUCGGUAAAGAUUUUGUGCUGUAAGUUACUGGAUUUCUAAUGUUUGAGAAAAUGUUAAUAUCUUUAGUUUAGGUAGUAUAUCCCUUGAAGCAAAUUAUCACAAUAAUUUAAUAUUUUGGAAAACCAUCAAAAGCCUGUAAUUUAAUUUUAUUAUUUGCAUUGAUAUUUGAAGUUAUCAGCUGAUUUCUCUCUGCAGUGCAAUUUAUUACGCUAUUUCUUGUGUAAACUGACAAAUUGGAGGAAAAAAUUGCAAAUAUCUGAGUUCGGAGAAUAAUUGUGUGCGCUUAUGUUAACUUCUGUGGGAACCGCAGUACUGUUAUUGCCAAAUAUUGUAAUCUUAAGGAAAUAUACAUGUCCAUAUAUUCAUUUAUUAUCUUACCAGAUUAGUUGAUGCCCUCAUUGCCAUAUUGAGUUUUCUGUGAUAAAACAUUAGUUUGUUCAUGGUGGAUCAUACUUCAUUAGUGUUCUAAUCACUAAAAAUCAUUAGAAUAUCAUUCUGAUAACAGUAUUUUAUGUUUGUUUGCCCCAAUGUAUACUCCAUUAAUGUACGACUUUUUUCUCGGAACAGCUGUAGACUGUGAAGCUUCCCGAAUUCACUGUAGGUCGCAUCCACCCUCUCCAGACUUCCUCGUAAAGUACACCUUCCUCAGUAAAGUUGCGAUUCCGACUUUGGACGCGAAUUAAGAUAUAUUGUACUACUGCUAACAGUGGGCAAGCUAGAAACCUCAAAUUCGUGUCUUCCAAAAAGAGUGGUGGAUGUUUCCUCAGCACGCAGUGUCGAAAUAGAACGACAAAUUAAAAAAUACGUUGUACGUGCAGAUGUCCUGUUCUUUUGUUCGGUAAAUUCAGUUGUCACGUACUCUCUGGGAAGCCUGCUGUCUUUACCUGCAUUUAAGCACAGUGCUUUCUGAUUUUUGCAGUAAGUGACGACAUUUAUGACGAGUGGUAAAACUCUGCAAUACGUCUGUCCGUACACUGUUACGGCCGGCACUUCCCGUUUUGAUGUCGGGUGCAGCGACGACGGUCGUCCGGUUAGCUACUUUUGUGGCAUUUGCAUUUAGGAAACUGCACCGAUCUGUGUAUUGCAUUGUUUUUCAUAGAUUUACUUUGUAAUGUGUACAAAUGUACUCGGGUACUUCAGAUGUUGCUACUGGAUUUGUGUUAAGGUGAACUUCUUGACCCCAUUUCUGUUUGCGCUCCAGUGCUGAUUGCCUUUGUAACCAAAUUUACAUAAUUGUAGCUUCAUUUGUGUAAUUCAUUGGGAAAUAUGAUGCCAACAGCACAUACUUCAUAUGAGUUAAAUUUUCAUUAAGUAUAGAAUAAAUGAAAGUUUUUGGAGAA